CUCUGCCCAGUAUCCAAGCGAGUCACGUCAACUAAAAACAGGCCUUAUGAAAACUUUGAAGUUCGAAUACCUGUCACUGGUACCUACCACAACCUCUGGUACCUACUCAGAAUAACUGACGUUUCCUAUUUUCCUAAAGGUUCUCAAGUAUGGCUGAAGCUUCGAAAAAAGAAUCAGAAAACAUAAAAGUUUUCAUUCGCCUCAAACCGCUUGUAUCUCCGGAACAACCCAGCAACAUAAGCUCUUUUGGCGACAUAUUUUUAGAGGUCUGUAGAGGUAACGUUGCGAAGGUCUUUCAGUACAACAAAAUAUUGGAUGGAAAUGCUACGCAAAUGGACGUAUACGAAAAUGUGGCUUCAAGUUUAGUAGAUAAAGUGCUUAAAGGUUACAAUGGUACGAUUUUUGCCUAUGGACAGUCAGGCACCGGUAAAACCUUUACCAUAUUUGGAGAUAACCAAUCAAAAGGCAUUAUCCCAAAUGUAUUUUUACAUAUUUUCAAACAAAUUUCCUUGGCUAAAGAAACCAGCUCUUAUUUAGUCACAGUAACUUUCAUGGAAAUUUACAACGAACAGAUCAGAGACCUCUUGAAUAACAAUAAGAAGAAAUUGGAAAUACGAGAACGUGCUGACUUGGGCGUUUACGUCAAACAUUUAACUGGCAUAAAUGUGGAAUCCAUAGAGCAAGUUUACGAUAUUAUCUCUAACGGCACCAAAAAUAGAGCUCUUGGUGCUACAAAUUUAAACCAACAUAGCUCUAGAUCCCACGCUAUAUUUACCAUUUACCUAGAAGCUAAACACCAGGAUGGUUCUACGAAUAUUGGUAAAUUGAAUUUGGUCGAUUUAGCUGGAUCUGAAAGGGUUUCCAAAAGUUUAGCUACCGGAGAUUGUCUCAAGGAAGCAGUAAACAUUAAUUUAUCUCUAAGUACUUUAGGGAAAGUCAUUUUGGCUCUUAUAGAAAAGAACGCGCAUAUUCCUUAUAGAAAUUCAAAACUUACGAGGCUAUUGCAAGACUCUUUGGGAGGUACUUCUUUGACUUCCAUGAUAGCUACAAUUAGUCUUAGUCAGGCUAAUAUCGAAGAAACUGUUUCAACGUUAAAGUAUGCUGAUGUAGCCCAACAUGUUAAAAAUAGCGUCAAGAAGAAUGAAAGCAAUAAAAGCGUUUUAAAAGAUUUUGAAGACAAAAUUAAAAUGUUGCAAGAAGAAUUGGAAAAACUCAAUAGUAAUCCUGUCAAAAAGAAAACCAGUAAGGUAGAUAUACAGUUGGAAGAAAUUGAAAAUAAUAAAAAAAUGCUUCAAAAUCAAUUAUUGUCUUUGCAAAGUAAAAUUUUAAUUGGCGGUGAAAAUUUGCUGGAAAAAGCUCAACUACAAAAUGAGCUGUUACACUACAGAGCUAGCAAAAUAAAUGUUUUAGACACUUCACAGAAACAGCUUGAAGAAACUUUGGAAGCUAAAAUUCAAGAAAAAUCUAAAUUUGAGAGACAAAGCAUGUCCUUACUAGAGCAGGACGCCCUUUUAGACAUCCAAAUCGAGGAAGCUGAAAGGAAAAUUUGCGAAGCGAACGAAAAACUUUUCAAAAAUGAAACUAAAUACCAAAAAGAAAUUAGUGAAUUGUUGCUUAAAAAUAAAAGGUUGGCCAAAGAACAAGGGGAAGCAGAUUUCAUUAUAAAUAAAACAAUCCCUAAAGCUUAUUUGGAAACAAUUAAAAGCAAAAUUGUUUGGGAUGAAGAAUUCAACAAACAUGCGUUAAAAGAUGUUGCCUAUUGUGGCAAUAAUAUGAGGAGGAUUGAUAUGGAUUUUGCCAGAAAGGAAGUAAAAGUUCCUUUGAAAAACCCUUACAAGGCCUACCCAAAGAGAAACGAUUAAAU
Ceutorhynchus assimilis (cabbage seed weevil) is the source of this 1864-nucleotide messenger RNA. The record is from the annotation of a GenBank genome assembly. Lineage: Eukaryota; Metazoa; Arthropoda; Insecta; Coleoptera; Curculionidae.